AUGUUCAAGAAAAUUCUUCGCCCGAAAGACAAGAAAAAAGAAAGAGACUCAAAAGAGGAGAAAAAUUCAGUGGCUCUCUACUUGCUCCAGGAAAAGUUUGAAAGAGAUGAAAUCGACUUUGAGAAAAUGGUCCGGAUACCAAGCGGAAUUGACCCGCGAGAAUGGAUUGCGACCCAUACUUUAGGACUAUUCCACAAUAUUAACCAGCUUUACGAUGCGAUUUCCGAAGUUUGCACCCACUGUAGAAACAUGAAUGGCCCAGAAAAGCGACGUUUUACCUGGACCGACGACCGAGGGAAAGCGAUUAAGUAUUCUGCGCCGCAGCAUUGUGCCAUGGUUUUCAGUUAUUGUCAGGAUAAGCUUAGUGACACGACGCUCUUCCCGACUAAAUUUGGGUUGGACUUUCCAGAUGAUUUCAUUGACCAAGUUCAAGUGAUCAUCUUUCAUUUAUGGACUGUCAUUUGUCAUAUUUAUCAAAAUCACUGGACCGAUGUACAGAAUCUGAAGCUAAAGAAUCAGCUGAACCUCAUUUUCCUACACUUCUUCAACUUCGCAAAGGAACAUGCAGUCGUUCCACUAGAAGAGCUUCUUCUUCUCGAACCUCUUUUUAGAGUUCUUACUUGCCAAAACUGA
Messenger RNA from Oikopleura dioica, 633 nucleotides. NCBI's taxonomy places the organism in Eukaryota, Metazoa, Chordata, Appendicularia, Copelata, Oikopleuridae. The record is from the annotation of a GenBank genome assembly.